Manihot esculenta (cassava) is the source of this 650-nucleotide messenger RNA. Its product is annotated as NAC domain-containing protein 101. Gene Ontology annotation, molecular function: DNA binding. NCBI's taxonomy places the organism in Eukaryota, Viridiplantae, Streptophyta, Magnoliopsida, Malpighiales, Euphorbiaceae. The coding region runs from base 57 to 650 and encodes 197 amino acids. Gene Ontology annotation, biological process: regulation of DNA-templated transcription. The transcript is spliced from 3 exons. The record is from RefSeq and is a predicted model, not a curated record.
UCCAGGUAUAAAGCUCCCUCCCUCUGCUAUUUCAGAUUCAUCAGCAUUAGCAGCUUAUGUGUAUGGAUCACAAAAUUGAUGAAAUUCUCGCUCAACUCCCAGUUGGGUACAAAUUUUUGCCAACAGAUGAAGAAUUGGUCAUUCAUUAUUUGAUGAACAAAUUGCUUAACAGACUUCUUCCUGCUAAUAUUGCUCCUGACAUUGAUGCUUCUGAGUUUUAUAGCAAGCCUCCUAACAGCCUCUCGGUAUCUUUUCCACUCUCCAUGGUGAGUCCCUCAUGCGGAGAAAGAGAGUGGUAUUUCUUUAUACAUGAACAUGAAGAUUUUCUUGGAAAAAGUAGAGAAAGAAUUAGAAUGGUUGGAGAUGGGACAGGGUUUUGGAGAUCAAGUGGGCUAGAAAAAUACAUACGAAACUCAGAUGGACGUGUCUUGGCCUUCAAGUCCCGAUUUUUCUACUUCUCAGGAAACGAUGCAAAUGCUAAGAAAACACACUGGAAGAUGGAUCAGUAUCGACUGCACAAUCAAUGUCCUGCACCAGAUCACAACUCCAAGGUCCGUGUUUGUAAUUACAGGUACAAAGUUUAUACUGUGCUUGUAAUUACAGGUCCUUUGUCCGUUGAACAGGUAACUGCUUAUAAUGAUGUCCGUUGA